AUGGAUGAGAACCAGCAAGAAAAGACGGCCGCCGUCGUGCAUCAACGCGGCAACGGCGAUGACACCCCCGUCGCCGAGGUCGAGCCCGCGCCCGUCAGCAAGAAGCAGUCCCUCUCGGAUAUUUUCACCAUCUUCUGCGCGGGCUUCGCCCUCAUCUCGGACGGCUACCAGAACAACCUCAUGACCAUGACCAACGUGCUCUUCAAGAAGGCCUUCUCCGCCGAGUACACGUCCACAGUCAGCACGCGCGUGUCCAACGCUCUGCUCGUUGGCGAGAUCAUCGGACAGGUCGUCAUCGGCCUGACGUGCGACUACAUGGGCCGCAAGACGGCCAUUGUGCUGACCACGCUGCUCAUCGUCCUGGGCGGCAUCCUGGCCACGGCCGCGCACGGCAAAACAAUUGACGGCAUGUUUUGGAUGCUGACUGUGGCUCGCGGCAUUGUCGGCUUUGGAGCUGGCGGCGAGUAUCCCGCGGCCAGCGCCUCCUCCUCCGAGGCCGCCAACGAGCACACGCCCAAGCACCGUGGCCCCGUCUUCAUCCUCGUCACCAACCUGCCCCUCUCUUUCGGCGGACCCCUCGCCGUCAUCGUCUUCCUCAUCGUGCUGUCCGCCGCCGGCGGCGCCACGGCCAACCUGUCGACCGUCUGGCGUGUCUGCAUGGGCAUCGGCGUCGUCCUGCCCCUGACCGUCUUCUACUUCCGCCUGCGCAUGCUCAACUCCAAGCUCUACCGCCGCGGCGCCAUCAAGAAGCACGUCCCCUAUAAGCUCGUGCUGCGCUACUACUGGCGCACCCUCAUCGGCACCUGCGGUGCCUGGUUCCUCUACGACUUUGUCACCUUCCCCAACGGCGUCUUCUCCGGCACCAUCAUCUCCAGCGUUGUGCCCUCUGCGGGCGAUGACGUCCUGCGUAGCACUGCCGAGUGGCAGCUGCUCCUGGGUUCCAUUGCGCUGCCGGGUGUCUUUCUCGGCGCGUACCUCUGCGAUCGCGUCGGUCGCAAGAACAUUAUGAUGCUCGGCUUCUCCGGGUACCUCGUCUUCGGGCUCAUCAUCGGCCUCUCGUACGACCGCAUCACCAAGAUCAUCCCCCUCUUCGUCGUCUUCUACGGCCUCAUGCAGAGCAGCGGCAACUUUGGUCCCGGCGACAUGCUCGGCCUCCUCUCCUCCGAGAGCUACGCGACCAGCGUGCGCGGCACCUGCUACGGCAUCAGCGCCGCCAUCGGCAAGACGGGCGCCGCGCUCGGCACCCAGGCCUUUAAGCCUAUCCAGGACAACCUGGGCAAGCGCUGGACCUUUAUCAUCGCCGCCAUCUGCGGCGUCGUAGGUGUACUGGUGACGUGGUUCUUUGUGCCCAACGUCACUGGCGAGGAUCUGGCGAUCCAGGACGAAAAGUUCCGCGUUUACCUCGUCGAAAAUGGCUGGAAUGGCGAGAUGGGAGAGGAUGACAUGCAGGGCCUGGCCGAGGACGUGCAAACCGAGCAGCUGCCUGAUGGAGACAAGGCCGUGAAGACUGCUGUCUGA
This is a messenger RNA of Purpureocillium lilacinum, 1518 nucleotides long. RefSeq names its product plasma membrane permease, mediates uptake of glycerophosphoinositol and glycerophosphocholine. NCBI's taxonomy places the organism in Eukaryota, Fungi, Ascomycota, Sordariomycetes, Hypocreales, Ophiocordycipitaceae. Gene Ontology annotation, cellular component: membrane. Gene Ontology annotation, molecular function: transmembrane transporter activity. Gene Ontology annotation, biological process: transmembrane transport. The record is from RefSeq and is a predicted model, not a curated record.